Messenger RNA from Armigeres subalbatus, 1524 nucleotides. RefSeq lists its product as uncharacterized. The record is from RefSeq and is a predicted model, not a curated record. The transcript is spliced from 4 exons. The annotation marks the transcript as partial. Lineage: Eukaryota; Metazoa; Arthropoda; Insecta; Diptera; Culicidae.
AGGAGUGGACUGGUCAGUGGUUUGAAGGCACCGUUGGAUCUAGUUGGGUCAAAGGAAAUCCAGUUUAGGAGUGGACUGGUCAGUGGUUUAGAGGCACCACUGGACCUAGUUGGGUCAAAGAAAAUCCAGUUUAGGAGUGGACUGGUCAGUGGUUUAGAGGCACCACUGGACCUAGUUGGGUCAAAGAAAAUCCAGUUUAGGAGUGGACUGGUCAGUGGUUUGAAGGCACCGUUGGAUCUAGUUGGGUCAAAGGAAAUCCAGUUUAGGAGUGGACUGGUCAGUGGUUUAGAGGCACCACUGGACCUAGUUGGGUCAAAGAAAAUCCAGUUUAGGAGUGGACUGGUCAGUGGUUUGAAGGCACCAUUGGAUCUAUUUGGGUCAGUGGAAAUCCUGUUUAGGAGUGGACUGGUCAGUGGUUUGAAGGCACCACUGGACCUAGUUGGGUCAGUGGAAAUCCAGCUCUACAGUAGACUGGUCAGUGGUUUAGAGGCACCACUGGACCUAGUUGGGUCAGUGGAAAUCCAGCUCUACAGUAGACUGGUCAGUGGUUUGAAGGCACCACUGGACCUAGUUGGGUCAAAGAAAAUCCAGUUUAGGAGUGGACUGGUCAGUGGUUUGAAGGCACCGUUGGACCUAGUUGGGUCAAAGAAAAUCCAGUUUAGGAGUGGACUGGUCAGUGGUUUAGAGGCACCACUGGACCUAGUUGGGUCAAAGAAAAUCCAGUUUAGGAGUGGACUGGUCAGUGGUUUGAAGGCACCAUUGGACCUAGUUGGGUCAAAGAAAAUCCAGUUUAGGAGUGGACUGGUCAGUGGUUUGAAGGCACCAUUGGACCUAGUUGGGUCAAAGAAAAUCCAGUUUAGGAGUGGACUGGUCAGUGGUUUGAAGGCACCGUUGGAUCUAGUUGGGUCAAAGGAAAUCCAUCGCCUGGCUGGUACCAUUGAUGGAAGGGCGCCUUCCGCAGAAGUUGAACUAAAGGCAGAACGGGAGCGUAAUGCUGUACUAACGUCCAAGUUGAAGAAGAUGAAGGCUCGAAAUAGGGAGCUGAUGAACUCAAAAAUGAUUGGGGAAUCGGAUGUAAAGUAUGUGAAGCGGGUUAUCAACUUAACUAAAUUGUGCGACUACAAUGAGAGCCAAACUCUGGAGAACGUUGCGGAUGUCAUUCAAUCCCAUGCGCUCAACCUGAACGUUCGCGAGUUAGGUAGGAAAGUACUGAGAAAAGGUGGCACCAUUCCAGCAUUAUUAGAAAAAGUUCGAGCCAUUGAAAUUGGCCAACUGAAUGAGGAGUUGUUCGCAAAAUCCCACAUGUCCCAACAAGCUCAAGUUGCUGCAGUAUCUGCCAGCUCAACGAUUUCGACUCGACCUCGGCCAUAUGAUUCUCAUGUAGAAUGUGAACGUCAACACCAGACACCCAGCGCAGGUCUUCGGUCGAAGAUGAAGGAAUCCCAUUGGACCAGCAUCAAAAAAAUCGCUAUGGUCUCCAAGGGAGAGUUUACGGAGGAUACUAACGUAAGUGCUGAUGAUUAA